This is a messenger RNA of Crotalus tigris (Tiger rattlesnake), 2217 nucleotides long. It is a transcript of the gene VIPR1, whose product is annotated as vasoactive intestinal peptide receptor 1. The transcript has 13 exons. The record is from RefSeq and is a predicted model, not a curated record. Gene Ontology annotation, cellular component: plasma membrane. Gene Ontology annotation, biological process: cell surface receptor signaling pathway; adenylate cyclase-modulating G protein-coupled receptor signaling pathway. Gene Ontology annotation, molecular function: G protein-coupled peptide receptor activity; peptide hormone binding; vasoactive intestinal polypeptide receptor activity. Lineage: Eukaryota; Metazoa; Chordata; Lepidosauria; Squamata; Viperidae. Bases 288 to 1643 code for a protein of 451 amino acids.
CGACCCGCCCGUGGGAGACCCGCGGCUGGGCUCGCCCUCUUCCCGCCGCGCUGCUUCUUCCUCCACUGCGGAUCCCCGGCGGCUCUGCCAGCUGCUGGCCAACGAAGCCGCGCAAGAGGCAGCUGGAAGCGUCCCUUGCCACUUGCCCUUCUGUUGCGACCCCCGACGCUAUCCGGGACGCGCGAUGCAAGCCCGCCGUCCUUUCGCACCCUAACCGCAAUAAUUCCGAUUUUUCUGCCCGACAACUCUGCGGGGAAAUCAGAUUUUCGCCUUUCGUCUCGCCCGCGAUGGAUUCCACGUUCCUCCGGUUUUGGCUUUGUGCUGCUUUUUCCGGCUUUUUCCUGCCAGGGGUAUCUGGAACAGCUCCAGAGUGUGCCAUUAUGAUGGCCAUUGAGGCUGAACGAGGAAAGUGUCUGAGAUACUCCGUUUCAGAUAAUCUGACUUUAGGUUGUGGAAGCCUCUGGGAUAACAUUAGUUGCUGGCCCGCCGUAAAUUUCGGGGAAACGAAAGUGCUCUCCUGCCCACUCCUUUUCACCUACUUUUCAAAAAUUCAAGGUAACAUCAGCAGGAACUGCACCAGGGAUGGCUGGUCAGAAAUUUAUCCUGCCCCCUAUCCAGUGGCUUGUGGGUAUGACUCCAACAUGACAACCACUGAGGAACAGAGUGUCGUCUUUUACGGCACAGUGAAAACCGGUUACACAAUUGGACACAGCUUGUCUCUCAUUGCUUUGGCAGCUGCCAUGAUGGUCCUCUGCAUCUUCAGGAAGUUGCAUUGCACCCGGAAUUACAUCCACAUGCAUCUAUUUAUGUCCUUCAUCCUGCGUGCCGUGGCUGUCUUCGUCAAGGACAUCAUUUUGUUUGAAAACGGAGAAUCGGAAUAUUGCUUCGUAGGCUCGGUGGGUUGCAAAGCUGCGAUGGUGUUUUUCCAGUACUGCAUCAUGGCUAAUUUCUUUUGGCUUCUGGUCGAGGGCUUGUAUCUUCACACCCUCUUGGUCAUCUCCUUCUUUUCAGAGAAGAAAUACUUCUGGUGGUACAUUGUCAUAGGCUGGGGUGCUCCGAUGCUUUUCAUCUUGGCUUGGACCAUCACGAGGAUACACUAUGAAAAUACGGGUUGCUGGGAUUUAAUCGAAUCUCCGUAUUGGUGGAUUAUCAAAGCUCCCAUUUUGGUUUCUAUAUUGGUCAAUUUCGUGCUCUUUAUUUGCAUCAUUCGGAUCCUGGUUCAGAAGCUUCACUCUCCAGAUGUCGGGCGAAAUGAAGCAAGCCAAUAUUCGAGACUAGCCAAAUCCACUCUUCUUCUGAUCCCUCUGUUUGGCAUCCAUUACACCAUAUUUGCCUUUUUUCCGGACACGGCCAAGAAAGAAGUGCUCUAUGUCAAGCUGGUCUUCGAACUUGUUUUGGGGUCCUUCCAGGGCUUCGUGGUGGCUGUGCUGUAUUGUUUCAUCAAUGGCGAGGUUCAAGCCGAAAUGAAACGCAAAUGGCGUAGGUGGCACCUGGAACACUUCCUGGGUUCGGAUAUGAAGUAUCACCACCCGUCCGUCGGAAGCAGCGGCACCAACUUUAGCACCCAGAUUUCCAUGCUGGCCACCUGCAGCCCCAAAACUCAACGCAGCUCCACUUUUCAAGCUGAAAAGACUCUAGUGUGAGAAGCCUGACCAGCCAACCACGCCUGGCGUAUAAGAUGCAAAGAAAGGCGAUGGCAACAGUAUUUGGCAUUAUUAUUAUUAUUAUUACUAUUUAAGCCCAUUUUUGCAAGCAGACCGGGACAACAUUCUGGGACCCAGAGACUCAGAACGAGAAAGGUUAAAUCUGGACAGAUUCGUCCUUUUUCCGUUCUGGAACCGAAGAGCGUUGCUCACAGCUUUGAAGGCGAAGACUUGAGGGCUUGUGGUUUUUUGCAAGACGUCCCCGCCAGCUUCUACUGGCCUGGCUGGAAUGGACAGGAACAAAUGGAAGACCAGCUGUGAAAAACAAACGUUUGGCAGAUGGCCUUGCCCUUGCCUACUUCUUGGAUCGUGAAAUGUCUGCAAAAAAAACAGCUGAGCUCAAGAGAGCAUCAAGGACCCCACAGGCCUUCUUCCUCCUCGUUAUUUCCCUCUUCCCCCUCUCCUUUCUGCAAACCCCAUUCCCUUCUAGCCCUGAUGAGGUCAUCUAGUCCAGGGCUUUUCAACCUUUUCAUGCAUUCUACCACUUUUAGGAUAAGGCAACAUCCGAGUACCA